This is a messenger RNA of Megalopta genalis, 2282 nucleotides long. RefSeq lists its product as uncharacterized. NCBI's taxonomy places the organism in Eukaryota, Metazoa, Arthropoda, Insecta, Hymenoptera, Halictidae. Gene Ontology annotation, cellular component: extracellular matrix. The record is from RefSeq and is a predicted model, not a curated record.
GAUGCUGAUGUCCUAUUCUUCGGAGGACAGCCGCGAAGGUUCCGUUCGAUACCCUUCAAAUUUCCUCCGGUGCGAAAGUGUACACGUGCAUGUAACAUCGGUGACAGAAACCUGUGACAAAAUCCCUUAAACAAUUUAACGAGACACAGUUUCUUCGCGACAAUAAAAUGUGAUUGGUUUCGCAUAACUAUUACGCAUAAGUGACACUGAAGAGCCUCUAGAAUCUCUUGAAUCAACUGUGAUCAUUCAUUAUUCCGAUAAAAUGAAGCCCGGUUGCUCCAAACACUUCGUCAACAAGGUGGUAAUUUUCUGCUGUUUCAUGGAUACCAUCAUCGCCGGUGCUCUACAGAACAGGUUCCCCUGCGCUCCGAUCGACGCAAUUCCCGUGGAAGGAGCCGCUGCGGUUCCCGUGGCCUGUACUCUUCAAACCGGAAAUAAGGAUCCCCUGCCAACGUACGUGAAAGUUGCCACGCCAAUUUCGUACAGGCUACUUCCAAAAUCCUCGUCGUUGGUCUACAUCGCGCCCGCCAUCUUUAAAACAGCGUCCGCCGUCGUCGCGAGGGACACGAAAAGCGAGAAAGAAACCGAGUAUUCGGCUUACCCGAAAUAUUCGUUCAACUAUGGCGUCCUAGACGGCUAUACAGGUGAUUCGAAGUCUGCGUGGGAGGAAAGGGACGGUGACACAGUGAAAGGGGAAUAUUCGGUGGUCGAAGCUGAUGGAUCGAUUAGGACAGUUACUUAUACUGCGGACAAUCAUAACGGGUUCAACGCAGUCGUCACCAGGAAUGAGCCACCGAAAAUUUUGAAACCGGAAGCAAACUUGAAGGCGUUCCUGCCGGCUACGCUUCUUCCCCGUCCCCGCUGAAUCGAUUUUCUAUGUCGGAUUAUCUAUUUAUCCUCUAAACAAAAAGCUAUCGCUAAAAAAAUUAGAGGAUCACGUUAAACUUUAAAAGAAUCGGGAACUGUUUCGUUGAACUUACUUUGCUAAUAGAAAUAUCGGUGUAACACUUUUCUCUUUUAACAAUUUCCAGUCGUUCACAUUUUAUAGAUUAUUUGUUUAGUAUUAACUUAACAUCAAAGACAUAUUGUGAUAAAAUAGAAAAAUUAAGUAACACAAAACAAUGUACAAUAGUGAACAUCAAAAUAUUUUUUUGUGUUGGCUUUGCUGCUUCUUUCUUUUUCAAUAACAUUUUAGUGGGAGAGAGGAUAGAGUAAACAAAUGCGUUAAAUUAGUUUAUAUAUUAACAUAAAAAUAUUAUAUUCUUCAGUACAUAUCUCUCAUUUUUUAACGUGAUUCCCUAAUUGUUUUAGGCAGUAUGUAGUCCCUGUUAGUAGAGUUUAGUGGUUCGUUUAGAUAAUCAACAUUAUUGAACAUACAUAUUUAGGCGAUUUACAGCCAUAAUUAAAAUUAUUUCGUCGCACGUGAUCAUUGGAACCGCCGCCAUUGCGUUUCGUUCUGCCAGCCAUUUUGUUUCAUAAAAGCCAACAGACAAUUUUAUUAUAUUUUUGCAAUGAUAAGUUAUGUCAAUAAUUCAAUUCGAAACAAAUUAUCUUUGGUCCAAGCCAAAAUGCUUCUUUUUCCUGUCCUCGAAUUUAUUCAAAGAGCCUGAUGUUUUGGUCAAAAAUAUUCAAUUUACGAUAUUAGAACUGAAAUCACAAAAAAAUAUAAAUAAUAAGAAAGCUCAAUAAGCGUUCGAUUACUUCCGAAUAAUUUAUUUAUAACACUAUAAACACUCGAGUACGCUGGUUACAAAAAAAUACUUUUUUUUGGAAUUUUUAUAGGUCUUUUCUUAAAAUUUCGAUCUUUCAGGUUGAAUAGUCGCGUGAAAAAACUUACAUAUAAUAUUACUUAACAUUCAGAACACAAUAAUCGAGUAAAGAUUUAUUUCGAAAGAUCCUAAAAAUGGUUGAAAAUCAAACGAUUCCAACGGUUAAAAUUACAAAGAAAUGUUGAAAAUCUAACGUUAGUUCUUUGUGCAAUCAAAUUAAUCUUAAUUGUACACUACAACUACAAUUCCGAUACUGUAUUUGCGUGUGUGUGAGUGUGUAUUACAAAAUGAUUAUUAAAAAACAUUAAAAUCGGCGUCUCUUGUACUCGUAUUUGCUACUUCCAAAAUACCACGAACUUUAACUGUUAUGAAAAAACAGGCUGGCUAUUUGUUGCAAAGAAACGCUAAAAAGUACAAGAGACAUGAAUUAAAAAAAUAUUAGGUCGUGACCUGCGCUAUUUUCAAUCUUAAACCUAACAAAUACUGUUCGUCUGACUAUAAAACCAAAGAAAA